UUAUAGCAUCAAGUUUCAAGACAAGAAUAGAGAGAAAAACAACAUUGAAAUCUUGUAUAUUUUUAGGUGUUUUUUCUUAAAGAAAGAUGGAGAGAGAUUGAGUCAUUUAUAAUUUGCGCUCCUCCAUGAUGAAAUAUCUUUACCAUCUUACUUGUGGAAGUUCAACCAUGUAAAUCUUUGUGUUGCUUUUUGUGCAUGUCCCUUUCUUUCCAUUCUCCAUUUCUUCUUAGUUUGUUACCUGUUUCUUGUUGUGACUCAACAUUAUCCAAUGUCAAGCUGCACAACACCAAUCAAACACGCAGAUAAAAAAAUGCAUGUUGCCGUCUUUGCAUUCCCUUUUGGUUCUCAUGCUCUCUCUCUCAUUGAUCUAGUGCUGAAGUUAGCGAGGGUUGCCCAGGAAACGAGAUUUUCCUUUUUUAACACCGAAAAAUCCAACAAUUCGAUCUUCUUAGCAUCAAGAACCAACCUACCUGGUAACAUUAAAGCCUACAAUGUAGCGGAUGGCGUGCCGCUGAAUCAUGUUUUCUCUGGACAUCCAAUAGAAAGAGUCGAGCUAUUCAUAAAGGAAACGCCGGAGAACUUUCAGACGGCAUUGGACAUGGCAGUGGCGGAAACUGGCCAAAAAAUAAGUUGCUUGCUAACAGAUGCGUUCUUGUCCUUUGCUGGAUCAAUCGCUGAGAAUUUGAGCGUUCCUUGGAUUCCUGUUUGGACCCCAGUGCCUCAUUCCCUCUCUGCACAUAUUUAUACUGAUAUGAUUCGCCAACGCUACGCCAAUUCUCUUAUUCAUGAUGGCAGCAACAGUGGCAGAGAUGGCAACGAUGUAGAGCUUGAAGACCAAACUUUGGAAGUUCCAGGAUUAUCUCAAUUUCACAUUGCAGAUCUGCCUGCUGAAGUGUUACCAAGAGAUGCACAAGAAACACUCUUUUCUUGCAUGUUAGGCCAAAUUAGACACAUGGUGCCAAAAGUAGAUACUCUAGUUCUGACCUUUUACCAAGAGCUCUACUCUGAACCCCACUUAAGCGAUCUCAAAUCCAAGUUUUCGAACUUGCUUAAUGUCGGCUUUAUUAGCCUAUCCAUGCCACCACCAUCGUUGCCACCUUCAACUGAAGAUGCCACAGGUUGUCUAUCAUGGUUGGAUAGUCAAAAGGCUAAGUCUGUGGCGUUUAUCAGCUUUGGAACUGUAGUGAAUAUCCCUCAUAGUGAGAUAGAAGAGCUAGCAGAGGCUCUUGAAGUUUGUAGAAUUCCAUUCCUUUGGUCUCUUAGGGACAACAUGAGGGAUUGCUUGCCGAAUGGGUUCCUAGACAGGACUAUCACGCAUGGAAAGGUGGUUCCAUGGGCACCUCAGAUUCAAGUAUUGGGACAUAGCUCAAUUGGCGUGUUUAUGACACAUUGUGGAGCUAAUUCUGUGUAUGAGAGUAUUGCAAAUGGGGUUCCAAUGAUCUGUAGACCAUUCUUUGCGGAUCAUAAGUUGAUUGCAAGAUUAAUAGCGGACGAUUGGAGAGUUGGUGUGAGAAUUGACGGGGGUGUUUUCACAAAGACUGGAGUUGCCAAGAGCUUGGACCUCAUCUUGGAACGUGAACAAGGGAGAACAAUUCGGAGCACAGUCCAAGCCCUUAAAGAGCUUGUAUUGAAGGCAUCUGCACCUGGUGGCCGUGCUACACAAGAUUUCAAGAUUUUGGUGGAAAAGAUCACAUCGGUGUAACGCAUCUUGUAUGGUAAAUUUGAAAGCAUUAAUGUGGUAAGCAUUUGAGAGUUUCGAUAAUAUAUGAUCAUAUGAUGAAUAUCCUUCCAUGAUGAAAGUGUUAAAUGUAAUUUGUAAUGUUCAAUGUCUUUUAUUAUUAGCUUUUAUUGUUCUUGUUC
This is a messenger RNA of Populus trichocarpa (black cottonwood), 1860 nucleotides long. RefSeq names its product kaempferol 3-O-beta-D-galactosyltransferase. NCBI's taxonomy places the organism in Eukaryota, Viridiplantae, Streptophyta, Magnoliopsida, Malpighiales, Salicaceae. The record is from RefSeq and is a predicted model, not a curated record. Gene Ontology annotation, molecular function: UDP-glycosyltransferase activity. The transcript has a single exon. Bases 269 to 1702 code for a protein of 477 amino acids.